UCACUUCUGAUUUCCAAAGCCUUCUGCGAUCUUCACAAAUGAAAGUGACCUUCUGAAAGUGACCUUCCUAUAUCUGGUUGUUCUUUCUGUUUCUGGAUGCCUGCUUCUUCAAUUUUUCAGGACACUGUUUCUAGUGGGUUUUCCCAGGCCUUCCCUCGCUAGUGUUGCACUGGACUCCUCUUCAACAUCGCUGUAAACAUGUUAGUGCUGUAGAUGCAGAACUAAAGAGCAACUGGGGACCACCUUCAUUUCCCUGUGUGUGGACCUACGUACUGUGUUCUUGUUCCUUAAAUAAAUAUGCAAAGCACCGAUAAAAUGGCGGAAAGAUGAAAUCAUGCAGCAGGACACCCGUCCGCUCUGCGCUGCCGACAUUGGCCCCGACCUCAGGAAGAGGUUCGCCUUCCUGUCAGGGGGCCGAGGGGAGAAUGGCAGCCCCAUCAUCGUCUUCCCAGAGUUCCCUGCGUUCGGCGAGCUGCAGGAACAGGAGUUCCACAAUGUACUGACAUACCUGACCAGUGUGCCCAGCCUCAGUGCAUCAGGAGUUGGUUUCAUCCUGAUCAUCGAUCGCAGGCAAGACAGAUGGGCAUCAGUGAAGGGGACACUUCUGCGUAUCGCGGGUUCAUUCCCAGGAAACCUGCAGCUGGUACUGGUGUUGCGGCCUACCACCCUGUUCCAGCGUGCACUCUCCAAUAUCUUAUUUAAUUUCAGCAAGGAUGAGUUCAAAAUGAAGGUGCCGGUGAUCAUGCUUAGUUCAGUGACUGAGCUACACAGCUACAUCGACCGCGCCCAGCUCACCCAGGACCUGGGCGGCACCCAGAAGUAUUGCCAUGAGAAGUGGAUCUCCCACCGCACAGCCAUCGAGGGCUUCGCGCUGAUGGUGAAGAAGACAGCGCAGACGCUCCAGGCCUUCGGGACGGAGCUCGCCGAGACCGAGCUGCCCAACGACGUCCAGGCCACGUGCAACCUCCUGAGCGUCCACACAGAGAAGAAGGAGAAGAUGAAGGACGACCUGAAGGUUGCUCUCAGUCAGGGAGGACGCCUGCUGGAGAGCAUCAAUGAGCCGCUGGUGUCGGAUCCAGAGCACAUCAUGAACCAUGAUGAGCUGGAGAACCUGGCUACCGUGCAGAGGUUGUUAGAGCAGUUAGAUGAGACGGAAAGAGCAUUCGAUGAUUUCUGGGACAGGCAUCAGAGCAAGCUGGAACAGUGUCUUCAGCUCCGCCAUUUUGAACACAACUUCCGGGAGGUCAGAGCCCUUUUGGAUCAGGUAGCUGACAGGCUGUCGGGCUUCUCUGAGGUGGGCAUAAGCCCUGCCCACGGUGAACACAUCCUGAAAGAGCUGACCAAUCACGAAGAACGAACAUGUGAGGUGUUGGACCGGGCGCUGGCCCUGGCCUGUGAGGCCGACGCCCUCAUCGAGGGCUCCCACUACGCGGUCGACUCCAUCUUGCCCAAAUGCUUGGAGCUGCGGGCGGUGUGCGAGGAGGUGGGGUCCGUGCUGAAGGCCAAGAAGAGCCACCUGCUGAAAGCCGUGGAGCUCCACUCCAGUCUGAAGAGGGCCACCAGGUGGUGUGACGAUGGCAUUUACCUUCUGGCCUCCCAGCCGGUUGACAAGUGUCAGUCACAGGACGGGGCGGAGGCAGCCCUGCAGGAGAUUGAGCGUUACCUGGAUACGGCCAAUCAGCACAAGCUGACAGACUUGAGUGGCAUCUGGAGGGAGUAUGAGUCUGUGCUGACCGCCAACUUCCGCGAACAAGUGGAGCGGGUCUUCCAGAAGCAGCACUCGGUGGAGGACAUGUUCGAGAAGAGGAGGGUGAGCCUGAAGAAGCUCGCUGCCAAGCAGACGCGGCCCGUUCAGCCGGUGGCCCCACGGCCCGAGGCCGUCGUCAAAUCGCCCCUCUCCUCGUCCGCAAAUCAAGAGAAAACGUCCUCAGCUGAUAUCAGUAAAAAAGAGGACGCACUCCUGCAGAAUGGCAGCAGACACCCGUCUCUCUCAGAAGAGGAGGAAAAUCUUGCUGUCCUUAGGCGGCAUGUCAUGAAUGAGCUGUUGGAGACAGAGAGAGCAUAUGUGGAGGAGCUGCUGUGUGUGCUGGAGGGCUACGCGGAUGAGAUGGAUAACCCCAGCAUGGCUACACUUAUCCCCACUACGCUGCACAGUAAGAAGGAUGUGCUGUUCGGCAACAUGGCUGAGAUCUACCACUUCCACAACAAAACAUUCCUCCGAGAGCUCGAGACCUACACGGACUGCCCUGAGCUUGUGGGCCGCUGCUUCCUGGAACGGAUGGCUGACCUUCAGAUUUACGAGAAGUACUGUCAGAACAAGCCACGCUCUGAGUCACUAUGGCGCCAGUGCUCGGACUGCGCCUUCUUCCAGGAGUGCCAGAGGAAAUUGGAACAUAAGCUGGGAUUGGACUCCUAUCUGCUGAAACCUGUACAGCGCAUAACCAAAUAUCAGCUACUCCUCAAGGAGCUGUUGAAGUACAGUAAAAGUUGUGAAGGUUCAGAAGACCUACAGGAGGCACUCUCCUCCAUCCUUGGCAUCCUCAAAGCUGUCAAUGACUCAAUGCACCUCAUAGCCAUCACUGGAUAUGAGGGUAACCUGAGCGAGCUGGGCCGACUACUGAUGCAGGGGUCGUUCAGCGUGUGGACGGAGCAUAAGAAAGGUCACGCCAAGGUCAAGGACCUGGCACGUUUCAAGCCCAUGCAGCGGCACCUGUUCCUGCACGAGAGGGCGCUGCUCUUCUGCAAGAGGCGCGAGGAGAGCGGAGAGGGCUACGAGAAAGCUCCCUCCUACAGCUUCAAACACUCGCUCAGCAUGAGCGCUGUAGGCAUCACGGAGAACGCUAAAGGAGACAACAAGAAGUUUGAGAUCUGGUGCAACUCGCGAGAGGAGGUCUACAUCGUCCAGGCACCGACGCCGGAGAUCAAAACAGCGUGGGUGAAUGAAAUCCGGAAAGUUCUGACCGGACAGCUGAAAGCAUGCAGGGAGGCCAGACAGCAGAAGACAUCUGAGCAGUUCUCUUCGCUGCUCUCGUCCAACGGCGCCGUCAUCAGCCUGAGCCCCUUCAGGUCCAAUCAGAAGAGUCUGAAGAAAGGGGAGGAGAAGGCGGAGCUCGUUGUGCCCGACUCGGCCUCGGUGCCCGCGCUGAGAAGCGCAGACAAGGUCAAAGAUGAGACGGUAACCAGUCCCUCCACAGACAGGGCAGCGGUGGCCAAAAAGCGGUUUACACUGCAGGGCUUCAGUAACCUCAAGAGUCAGAAAGGAUCUCCCCCUAGCCCUGAUCACAAACCCAAACGGCAUGAGAUUAAGAGUGAUCCCACCCCGUUUGGCUUCAGAGGCUUCAACAAGGUCUCCCUCUCUCUGGACGCCUCGGAGGAGAACGACGGUUACUCCAGUGCCGAGGAUCCGUCAAACUCUGAUCCCGAGGAUGAGGGGAAGAAACUGUCUCCCGGCAGGUACGUUGUGGUAGCUGACUACGAUAAAGGAGGGACUCAGGACCUGACAGUGAAGAGUGGAGACACGGUGCAACUCAUCCGUGAGGGAGGCGACAGCCAGUGGUUCGUGCGGAACCUGAGCAGCUGUAAAGAGGGCUGGGUGUCGGCUGCUCAUCUUCUCACUCUGAUCGGGGAGUCCAAGUCCUCCCAGUCUCUCACCAGCUCAGAAGGCAGUGGGUCGGGCAAUCUGAGCACAUCCUCUAGCUGCAGUGAGACCUACACCAGCUUCUCGGACAUCAAACCCUGAGACCUGUGGCUCAGACCUGCUUCUACAGCCCCGCCUAGUGGCAGCUCCUAUGCAUUGCACUUUCUGCUGAAACAGCUCCUUCCUGUACUGUGUUUAGAACCAGAACAUAAAUCAUAUCAGUUUAAUACAUGGUUUCAUUCUCACCUCUUCCCUAUUCAAAUCUGAAAGAUAAAUGAGCCAGUUUUGAUCUCUUUUUUUAAAUAAAGCUAUUCAAUUAAAUGAUGGCAUUGCACUUUUCAUACUGAGCUUAUACAUUUCAUUUCACGUUAAAAGAAAAAAGUCACGCAUAGCACUCAGGAAAGAAACUAUGUGAACAUUUCUUGGUUUUAACUGAAGGUGAGGCACACCGGGUCCAAAUAUGUUCGAAUCAACUUAGGUAGGCUCCCGUGGAGGUUGCACUUUGGUGACCCUUGUUCUGAAAGCCAACCACUUUAUCCACUGAACUAGAAGCGGUGACCAUUCCACUUCUGCUGGGUUAUAGUGAUUUUACUGGUGCUGUACUGAGAAUAAAAAACGGUUUUGGUGUGCCCCAUUUUCAGGGAGGACCCACACUUCUUACAGGCCGGCAUCCCCUGCUUGACUGUAGGAAGACGUGAAUGUGUGAUCUAAGAUGGAUUGUUGGGAGUCAUUGCCCUGUUUCUUGAAAUCAAAACAACUGUGAAAUGUCCAGUCCAGCUCAGUAUAUGUAUUAAUCAUAAACAGCUGUAUAUUUUAAAUAAUUUCCUGUAUAAUAAGAUUUGUACAGAUAAUUUUACCUCAUUUUUUCCAUUAAAAUAACUAUAUACACUGUUGUAUAUUUUUUUCAUCAAAUGUAUUUCAUCUAUAUCUGAAGCUUGUUUAGAUUUUCUUGCUCAUUAUUACUAAUUGUUUAUUUACAUUUAUGAAAUACAGUGGUUUUCUUGUACUAUCACGUACAACUUAUAUAGUGUGCAUAUAAGUGUAAAACCAGACAACAAUAAUUUUAAUUUUAUUUUCAGAUAGUAAUAAGAUCUUCAGCACAAAUAAUUGCGAAAUAAAAUGUCAACAAAUCAAUUCAUCAGCAAGCUCUCACAUAUUUAGUUGCAUUCUUUGGGCCAGCCAGGACAAAAGAAUAACUUUUAAUCCUAGAAAAUUGUGAAGUCAUUACUGUGGCCAUCCAAGUCUACUGUUCUUAAGUGUCGCAUUUACGUACCUCAACAUGAAAUCCUCUAUAUAUCCCCUUGGUUAUCUCUAUUUUCAUAAGCCAUUGUCAUGAAGGUAUAUGUGACUGCUAACUAUGUAUAUGUGUAAAUAUGUAUUUAAGAGGUUGUACAAGUUGAAUUAAGAGGAAGCCUGAAUAAAGUCCAGAGAGACAUUGACUUGA
Messenger RNA from Electrophorus electricus (electric eel), 5081 nucleotides. It is a transcript of the gene mcf2la, whose product is annotated as mcf.2 cell line derived transforming sequence-like a. Gene Ontology annotation, biological process: intracellular signal transduction; positive regulation of Rho protein signal transduction. The record is from RefSeq and is a predicted model, not a curated record. Gene Ontology annotation, molecular function: protein binding; guanyl-nucleotide exchange factor activity. Lineage: Eukaryota; Metazoa; Chordata; Actinopteri; Gymnotiformes; Gymnotidae. Gene Ontology annotation, cellular component: cytoplasm.